Puccinia triticina is the source of this 777-nucleotide messenger RNA. RefSeq lists its product as uncharacterized. Bases 1 to 777 code for a protein of 258 amino acids. The record is from RefSeq and is a predicted model, not a curated record. The transcript has 3 exons. Lineage: Eukaryota; Fungi; Basidiomycota; Pucciniomycetes; Pucciniales; Pucciniaceae.
AUGGAAGGGCCUUCAACAAGCUCAAACUUGGAGUUGAUCGAAAACGCGGUCGGGAGGGGCGAGCUUCCUAUCGUCUUACACACGCAAUGCCAACAAGACCCAGAGGAUGAACUUCCGAUACUCUUGCGCCUGCGGCAAGAAUGCGAGAGAACCGAACACGAUGAAAGUGAACUUUGGGUGGAGAACACGAGGCUUAAAGAGGAUUUAAAGAAGAUGAAGCAGCAAGAACGAAAGAUGUUGCAAGAAGAAAAGCUUAUUCAAAAUCAGUUAUCGUUCAGCGAACAGGAAAGAUACAGCUUAGAACUUGAAGUGGCUAAGGCUACUGAUGAGUGCUGUACCAAAGCGAAGCUGUUGGAUGAGACCUCAGAAGAGCUACGUUUGGUAAAGCUCGAAUUAGACUCGAUGGUCUUGGCGGCCCAGAAUGAGAAGCAGAUCCAGGUGAAGCUCCCAUCCGCUAACGAGGGUACAGCGAUGUCAAGUAGCUCUCAGGACCUUCAGCUCGAAAACCUCGCGCUCCGUACGCUCGUUGAAGCACAAGAAACCAUGAUCGCGGGCUUGACGGGAACGAUUCGCGGGCUUUCUUCGUUGGACAAACCCCUUGGCGGCCACAAACUCUCUAAUAAACGUAACCUGAUGCUUUCCGAAGAGCUGGUUGAUCGAGACAACCAUUCCCUCCCUGCAGGGGCUCAAGAAACUAAGAUCAACCCACGAAGUGCGAAACAUGCUUCCCAAGAGCUGGAAAUGAUACUGAGGGACAUGGAGUUUUGCGAGAGAUGA